Effrenium voratum is the source of this 1005-nucleotide messenger RNA. NCBI's taxonomy places the organism in Eukaryota, Dinophyceae, Suessiales, Symbiodiniaceae. The record is from the annotation of a GenBank genome assembly.
AUGGUGCGGCUUCGUGGUCCAGUUUGCAGUUGUGGCAAAGCGUUUCCUAUUUUUGGAAUGCCGGGAGAUGCACGGCCCACUUGCUGCGUCAAGUGCAAGACAGCCGACAUGGUGGACAUCAAGCAUCGCACAUGCACAUGUGGCAAAACGCAGCCUUCCUUUGGAAUGCCAGGAGAUGCACGGCCCACUUGCUGCGCCAAGUGCAAAGUGGCAGGCAUGAUGGACAUUGUGACUUUCAAAUGCAAAUGUGGCAAGUCAAAGCCGCAUUUUGGAAUGCCUGGAGAUGCACGGCCCUCUUGCUGUGCCAAGUGCAAAACGGCAUACAUGGUCGUGAUCGGCAAACGCGUAUGCACAUGCGGAAAAACAUGGGCAGUUUUUGGCCUGCCCGGAGAUGCACGUGCUUCUUGCUGCGCUGCAUGCAAGACAGCACACAUGGUUGACAUUGUUAGUCCUAAGUGUUCUGUGUGUGGCAAGCGUGCUGUCUUUCCAGAUGCAUUUGGCAAACCACGGCGGCUUUGCGCAGUGCAUUCUGCGGAGGUUGGCGCGCAUGUGCUGUCCGCUUCACGGUAUUCGCGUGUGUCGAACGACUGCUUGGAUGCCUUGGAAGAAGAAACUGGCCACGAGUUUCCCUUCCGCUACCGAUUGGAUAAGAUAACGGGGACAUGGUCUGGCAAGGAGUUUUCAGGGCUGAUUUCGGGCCGUGCCCUGCAGCCUGAUGCAUAUCACCCAGAGAAUCGUGAAAUCGUGGAGUUCUUGGGGAAUUACUACCAUGGCUUCCCCCCAGAUCACCCGCAGCACAGCAGCUUCGUGUGCGUGGGCGGCCGGUCGGCCAUGGAGCUCUGCCAAGAGACCAUGGCACGCCUGGAUCUGUUCGCGGCGGCGGGGCUGCGAGUCUCUUACGUCUGGGAGCACGAGUUUACGACAUGGCAGAGGGCAGCUGCGGGCAGCGCAGCACCGCCGAUCUCCAGCAUCCUUCGUGCACACAUUCCCGCAUCGCCUGAAUAG